GAACUAAAAACUGUCAAAAUAUCGCUAUCUUUUUUAAUAAUGUAAACAACUUAUUUUUUAUAUUAUUAUUAAAAUUACAGUGAUUUUUCCCCUUAUUAAAUCAAUUCCUUUUUUUUAAUAACGAAAACUAAUAAUUUCCAAAAAGAUGAUACGUAACUAUGAAAGAGUAAGAUAUGCUGAAAAACCAGUUGUUGUUUUCGAUAUUGGCAAUGCUUAUACAAAAUUUGGAUUCGCGGGAGAACCAAGUCCUCGAGGAAUUGUAAAAUCAGAGGUUAAGUGUCCAGAGGCGAAAGAAAUACGAAGAAUUUUCAGUUAUAAAGACUCUGAAGAUUUAUAUCAACUUCUUGUGGAAUUUUUACAAAAUUUGUUUUUCAAACAAAUAGUAAUUAGUCCAAAAGAUGUGAAAGUUGUAGUAUUGGAAUCACUUUUAACAACAACACAAUUUCGUGAUACUCUCGCUAAAGUUUUCUUUCGUCACUUUGAAAUUGGUUCAUUAAUGAUUUUAUCGUCACAUCUUGUCAGUAUCAGUACUUUAGGUACUGAAACUGCACUAGUUCUCGAUGUUGGUUACGAGGAGGCGAUUUUAAUUCCCAUUUUUGAGGGCAUACCCGUCUUAAAAGCCUGGCAGGCACUUCCUCUUGCCAGUCGAGCUGUUCAUGAUUGUAUCAGAAAAGAAAUGAAGGACACUAUUCCGGAUUUAGAAUUAUCAGAGAGAAUAAUAGAAGACAUUAAAGUGAGAACAUGUUUUAUUACAACGAGGGAAAGAUCAGUGAAAUUAAAUGAUGAAAAUGAAUUAUCACCACCGCCAGCUGUUAAAUAUCCGGGUGUACAAAAUUUUGAAAUUCCUGGAUUUGUGAGGGAAAAAGCAUAUGAAGUAUUAUGGGAUCGAGACAAUGAUAAUCUUAGUGUUCCUACAAUGAUUUUGGAUGCUAUUAUAAAAUGUCCAGUCGAUAUGAGACGAGUAUUGGCGGAAAAUAUUCUUCUAGUUGGAGGUACAACAAUGGCCACUGGAUUCGUGAGUCGUCUCAAAAGUGAAUUAUUAUAUUUAGUGAAUAGUAAUCUUUAUUCGGAGAAAUUAAAGGUGAGAACGUUUAAAUUUCAUACGACACCGAGUUUUGCUAAUUAUACAGCCUGGUUGGGUGGUGCUAUCUUUGGUGUUGCCGAUUUACCAUUGAGAUGCAUUAGCAAAGAACAUUAUUUAAAAACAAAUCGAGUUCCUGAUUGGGCUAAUCUCAUGGAUAAUCAAAAAAUACUUACAAAUUGUGGCCUCUAGUUCCUUUUUUUCUUUUCUAAGCUUACAUUAAAAACCCAAAAAUUGUGUAAAAUAAGAUUUUCAGCUUUGAGCAUCUAAUUAAUAAUGACGUGUAUUUAUUAAGCUUGUUAAUUUUUGUAUAAAAUAAAAAAAAAAAAAAAGUAAAAUAUGAA
This is a messenger RNA of Leptopilina boulardi, 1425 nucleotides long. RefSeq names its product actin-related protein 10 (gene Arp10). Lineage: Eukaryota; Metazoa; Arthropoda; Insecta; Hymenoptera; Figitidae. The record is from RefSeq and is a predicted model, not a curated record. The transcript has 5 exons. The coding region runs from base 146 to 1273 and encodes 375 amino acids. Gene Ontology annotation, biological process: retrograde axonal transport of mitochondrion.